Molecule: messenger RNA, 723 nt
Organism: Aspergillus terreus NIH2624
Lineage: Eukaryota; Fungi; Ascomycota; Eurotiomycetes; Eurotiales; Aspergillaceae
Product: putative O-methyltransferase
Exons: 3
Coding region: 1-723 (240 amino acids)
Molecular function (GO): O-methyltransferase activity
Source: RefSeq, a predicted model, not a curated record
AUGUCCAUGGAAGCUAUAAUCGAACAAAAAGCCCUCGCCCUGCGCGACCACAUCCUCUCCGACCCAACCCCCUACACCAACGACCCCUGGGCCCUCAUCGACGCAAUCGAUUCCUUCGCCCAAUCCAACACAAUGAUGACCUUCCGCGAGUCCAAGCUCACCCUCUCCCGCCAACAACUAGCGCAGAUGACUCCCGCCCCUACCACGCUCCUCGAAUUCGGCACCUACGUCGGCGCCUCCGCGAUCGCCUGGGGCGCCAUGCUCCGCGAGCUGAACCCACCCAGCGCCGCCGCAUCCUGCCGCGUGUACACGUUCGAGCUGAGCGCCGUCACAGCGGGCGUCGCGCGGGAUCUGAUCCGCCUCGCCGGGUUGGAGGGCACGGUCAGCGUGUUGGAGGGGCCGGCGGCGGCGUCGGUGGAGAAGCUCCAUGCCGAGGGGGCGCUCGGUAAGGGCGGUGUUGAUGUGGUGUUCUUCGAUCACUGGGAAAAGUUUUAUGUGCCUGAUUUGCGGCUUUGUGAGGAUCUAGGUCUGUUCCGGGUUGGGGCGUUGGCGAUUGCGGAUAAUACGGAUCUGCCGGGGGCGCCGGCGUACUUGGAGUAUGUGCGGGCUGGGGGGAGGCCGGGGGGAAAGGUGCGCUGGGAGACGAGGUCGUUGGAGGCGGAUGUUGAAGAGGGAUGGCCGAAAAUCGUGGAAGUGAGCACAGUUGUUGAGGUGAAGGCUUAG